AUGAAGCUGCAUCUCCAGCUAAGCAUCGCAAGUGUGGUACUAGUGACUGCCCAAUGUGAGCUCCUCACGUCAACCUACACGGGCACGAAGGGACUACAUGAGCUGGCCAAGAUGCACGGCAAAUACCUGGGUACAGCCACGGACCAUGGCGCAUUGACCGACAAGUUUUACGUCGCAGCCCUUCAGGACGUGAAAGAGUUCGGCAUGAUCACGCCUGGUAAUGCCAUGAAAUGGGAUGCGACAGAACCGACGCAAGAUACGUUUACGUUUGCCAAGGCCGACGAGAUCGUUGCACUCGCAGAAGAAGCAGGGGCUCAAAUCCGGUGCCACACGCUCCUGUGGCACUCACAAGUCCCGAACUGGGUCCAAAGUCUCAGCAAAGCUGAGAUGCUAAGUGCUCUGGAGAACCACAUUACGAAAGUCAUGACGCAUUUCGGGGACACGUGCUAUGCGUGGGACGUGGCCAAUGAGGUGAUGGGAGAUGACGCAGUGUAUCGGAAGUCGUUCUGGUACAACGCUACGGGCACGGACUACAUCUCGACGGCAUUCAAAACUGCCAACGCUGUCAAGAAGUCACUUGGUCUGAAGACAAAGCUGUACUAUAACGACUACAACAUCAAUGCGAUCAACGCCAAGUCAACGGCUGUGCUUGAUAUGAUCCAGAAGCUGCUGAUUGAUGCUGACAUCGGCAUCGACGGCAUGGGGUUCCAGUCGCACUCGAGUGCCUCCGACACGGAUACGAUCGAGGGCCUUGUGGCAAACAUGGAGCGCUUCUCUGCUCUCGGACUUGACGUUGCGUACACGGAACUUGACGUCAAGACGAGCUCGCCCACGCCAUCGAAAGAGGAGGAAGAGAAGCAGGUUGUUGUUUACACCAACACGAUUGCUGCAUGUCGCAAGGUGAAGAAAUGCGUUGGGGUGACGAUCUGGGACCAUAGUGACCAGUACACCUGGCUCAAAGACUCGGCUCCGCUUCCGUGGCACCAGCCGUCUGGAAAGGGCACGAAGCUUGUGCGCAAGCGUGCGUACGAUGGCAUUGCUGCUGGGUGGGGUGAGACUGAAAGCUCGAGCGCGAAAGACGAGAGCAGCCUUGACGAUGCAAGUUUGACGGAGGAUACGAGUGACGCUGAGGCACCGGGUGACGCCGAAGCUUUGGCGGCGAGUGGCGCGACUGAGACCACGAGUAGCUUCGCCAGCGACGAUGACACCGUUGUUGACGAGAUUACAAGUGACGCAAGCAACAGUAAAGAGGUUACUGACACGACUGGCACCUCACGCCAAAGCGACUCGGUUACGCAAGAGCUACCGUCGUUGGAUUCUACAGACGUGGCAGACGAUAGCGGCACUCAAACUUUGCCAACGAAAAAGGUCGUUGCAUGCACUCGUCGACUUCGCAAGUAA
Molecule: messenger RNA, 1401 nt
Organism: Hyaloperonospora brassicae
Lineage: Eukaryota; Oomycota; Peronosporomycetes; Peronosporales; Peronosporaceae
Source: the annotation of a GenBank genome assembly